Colias croceus (clouded yellow) is the source of this 2297-nucleotide messenger RNA. RefSeq names its product protein arginine N-methyltransferase 7 (gene Art7). The record is from RefSeq and is a predicted model, not a curated record. Gene Ontology annotation, biological process: peptidyl-arginine methylation. Lineage: Eukaryota; Metazoa; Arthropoda; Insecta; Lepidoptera; Pieridae. Gene Ontology annotation, molecular function: protein-arginine omega-N monomethyltransferase activity. Bases 124 to 2268 code for a protein of 714 amino acids. The transcript has 9 exons.
UCAACAUUCAAAACUCAUCCUCGUGAGAUUUUCUUUUCAAUUAAAAAUAUGCAAAAUUGAAUAUAAGAAUUUGCAUGACCUUCAUUUAUUUUAUUUAAAAGAAAGCUAUUCCUUAUUAUUUAGAUGCCGAGUAUUAUUUACGGAAAAUCCUAUAAGUUUAUAUUAUCAUUUAUAUCCAAAAGGUAUACGAGCACAAUAAAUAGCAGCAAAAUGCAAGUAUUUACGCAGAAAAGGAAUCCUUUAACCGGCAGUACAGAAUGGGAUGUACAACACGAAGACUAUGAUUAUCACCAAGAAAUAGCACGAUCAGCUUUUGCUGAUAUGCUUCAUGAUACUGAGAGGAACAAGAAAUAUUAUCGGGCUCUACAAUUGGCUAUAGAAAAGAUGCAUAGUGAGGGAAAGAAGGCCAAUGUUUUGGAUAUUGGCACUGGUACUGGCUUAUUAUCGAUAAUGGCAGCCAAAUGUGGUGCAGACACAAUAACAGCAUGUGAAGCUUUCAAGCCUAUGGCAGACUGUUGCCUCAAAAUACUCCAGCGUAAUGGUGUAGCCGAUAAAAUCAAGGUCAUACCAAAGAGAUCUACUGAAUUGGUUGUUGGAGAGGAUGGUGAUAUGCAGGAAAGAGCUAAUAUUCUUGUCACUGAGGUGUUUGACACUGAAUUGAUUGGUGAAGGAGCACUAUCAACAUUUGAUCAUGCCCACAAGCAUCUUCUAGAGAAAGACUGUAUAGUUGUACCAGACUCUGCUGUGAUAUACGCACAAGUGGUGGAAUGUCCAACAUUACAGAAAUGGAACAAACUGAAUGAUUUGGCCAAUGAGGAUUUGGAAAUUAUAUUGAGGACUCCUUCUAAGAUGAAAGCCUGUGCCGGUUCAGCUGCAGUACAUGACAUACAAUUAUCACAAUUACCAAGAAAUGCCUUCACAGAAAUUUCUGACCAGAUUCCCGUAUUCUAUUACGAUUGGUCUGGCCGUUCAGCCAUUAAUAUGAGGAGGACUGUGAAACAACAGUUCACUGUGACUGCUACAGGCAACGCGCAGAUUGUGUUUAUGUGGUGGGAGCUUAAUAUGGAUACUGAAGGUAAAAUAGUAUUAAGUUGCGCUCCAUGGUGGAGUCAUCCAGAUGCAGAUUUGUCAUCGGAAAGACCGCAAGACUCGAUACCCUGGCGAGAUCACUGGAUGCAAGCAGUGUACUAUCUCCCACAACCUAUUGCCGUACAAAAGGACUCGGAAGCAACUCUAGUCUCUUGUCAAGAUGAAUACUCCCUAUGGUUCUACUUAGAAAAUCAUGAAAUGAAAUACAAAAAGUAUGUAAGACCAAUUUGUGAGUGUGGUAUUCAUAUGGCAUUGUCAAGAACACAUGUGUCCUAUUUAAAUGAUGGAAGACGAAGUAAGAAGAUGCUAGCACAGAUAAAAGAAGACUUAGUAAAGGACGCAGUUGUACUAGACUUAAACGGCAGUAGUUUUCUUGGACUCGCUGCUGCAAAAAUGGGCGCGAAAACCGUGUACAUAAUGGAAAAUAUGCAUUUACAUAUAGGCAUUUUAAAUGAUUAUAUAAAAGAAAAUUCUAUAGAGAAUGUGAAAAUUAUAACAGAACCAAGUGAAGAGAUUCUUAGUGAAGUUACGAAUAUCAUUUGUGAUCCGAAUUUUAGUAGUGCGAUAUUACCAUGGGAGAAUUUAAAGGCUGCUUACCUUUUGCAUAAGUACAGAAGUAAUUUAAAGGAAUGUGUGACGAUAAUGCCGGAAGGUUGUGAAUUCUGGGCAAUGCCAGUCGAGUUUAAUGACUUGCAUAAAAUAAGGAUACCGUUGAAUGUGUGUGAAGGGAUCAAUAUGGGAAUAUUUGAUGAGCUUGUUGAGAAUUCAAGAAUUAUAAGUGACGCAGAAAUCGAAGCGCAACCUCUCUGGGAAUAUCCGUGCAAAUGUAGUGGACAGCCGAAGAAACUUCUAGAGAUACACUUGAAAGAUCUUAAGGCAACAUUUGCGACUGACGGUGUAAAUGCGAUAGCAGAAACUUCUGAGGGUAAUUUCGCAGUGAAUGGCUUUGCAAUAUGGGCAGUUUGGAUAGUUGGCGGAAAGCCAAUAAGUGCUGGCCCAACAGAGUGGCCCAUGCUUGGCCAACAAGUGCAAUGGGAUAUGCAUUCCAGACAGGCUGUGAAAAUCUUAAAAAAUGCCCAAAAUGUGACAAGUGCGGACAAAUGGAGUUAUCAAGUUGCAUGUGAUUUGGAGAAAGGACAAUUCAAUAUGGUGAUCAAUUUGGUUGCUACUGAAUCAUAAAUUGUUAUAAUAAAUGUAUGUUAUACAUU